Messenger RNA from Clarias gariepinus (North African catfish), 1039 nucleotides. Its product is annotated as SLAM family member 5-like. The transcript is spliced from 5 exons. The record is from RefSeq and is a predicted model, not a curated record. NCBI's taxonomy places the organism in Eukaryota, Metazoa, Chordata, Actinopteri, Siluriformes, Clariidae. The coding region runs from base 64 to 924 and encodes 286 amino acids.
CUUGUGUGUAAUGUAUCCCUCGAAAGUCAUGUGGAUAAAAUUAGGUGAAGAAUUUUAAUCGAAAUGGGGAGAUGUGUUUCCCGUGUUCCCCGUCACCACCUGAUCCUGCUGUUCCUGUUCCUAUCAGAGAUCUUCAGCUCUGCUGGUGAAUCUUCAGUUCAGGAUCUGAUCGGUGCUGUAGGAGACUCUGUUACAUUCCCCAUCAGUGUCCCUGUUUCUGGCAGUAUAAUUUAUAACGGUAACACAGUUGGACUGGUGUUUAAUAAACAGAGUGACACAGAGCUGAGUGAGAAGUUUGUGAAUCGUCUUCAGUGGGUCAGUCAGAGUGGGUUCUUCACUUUCUCAGACCUGAGAACAGAUGAUUCAGGACUUUACACAGUGGAGAGCACUAAAGAGCAGAAGGGAAAACAGGAUUAUCAGUUGGAGGUGUACGAGAGAGUUUCAGCUCCUCAGGUGAUGAACUCAGCCUCCAGUUCUUCAGAGUUCUGUUCAUUCCUGUGUUCUGUGAGGAACGUCAGAGGACUGAAGCUGUCUUUAUAUGAAGAUGGUGUUUUAUUAAACCAGACCAGCAGCAACACAUCCGACAUCACACUGAAUCUUCAUCUAGAAAUAAAGAAGAUGAACAAUUACAGAGAGAGAACCUUCAGCUGUGUGGCUUCCAACCCAGUCAGUAACAAGACAACCUCAAUAAACAUCACACACUACUGCUCUCUGAACACAGGAGCUGAUGUUGGUCCUCCUCAGAGCAGUGUGUCUGUUACUGUCAUAUGCACUGUGCUGUUAGCAGGGGCAGUAAUGACCAUGUGUGUAUGUCUGUGGAAAAGGAAACUAAAUAAAACCAGUCACUGUAUAGAAAGCAGGAAAGGAGACAUGGUUGAGUCUGUGAUGACAUCAGCAGUUUAUCAUCCAGUUCAUGUGCAGUGACGGAAUAAUAUCGGAAUAGAAAUGAGCAGAACUGAAAGCUGCUAAUUAGAUCCUAAUCAGACCAAUAAGACAAACUUUUAUCUGAAGACAGUUUGUUGGUCUUUUUUCUUACAUA